GAGACUCGCUGCAAACGACUCUUACUUCUACUACUACUACUACUUUUCUUUCCACAUUGUCCAUCUGUCUUUCUUUUAAUAAAAACCAACCCAAAACAGUUUGCGUAUAUUUCUCGUCACUCCUCCACAAUUUCUCUCCUAUUUCAAGUCCCUUACUUUGCAUGCUCCAAACUUCACAAAAAGCACGCACAAAUAACACAUCACUCACAAACACAAACUAGUCAUCCCUUUUCCAAUAAACCUUUUGCAUUUUUUCCCCCCGUUGACAACUCUUACAUGAUCUCUCUCCGUCCAUAUUAUUCAAUCUCGUGCUUUUUAAGCUAAUGGGUAUUGGUUCCUCUGUAAAUUCUAACGAAUUUUGAUGUUUGGAGUUAGUGGGGUUUCUGGGUUUUGUUAAUUCAAUUGCCCUGAUGGGUCCAGUAAAGGGUUACAAAAAGAGGAGGAAGGUUGAACCCAACGUUUCUGCUUCUGGGUCUUCCGAGGAGGGUUCUUUGGAUUGGUGGGAUGCCUUGUCUAAGAGAAUUGGUGGUAUUUCAUCUCCGUCAAAGGGCUUGGAAAAGUUCGAGUCCAUGUUCAAGAUCUCCAGAAAAACGUUCAACUAUAUAUGUUCCCUUGUCAAGGACGGUAUGAUGGCCAAGACAUCAAACUUCAUGUUUAGCAAUGGAAAACCAAUGUGCUUAAAUGAUCAAGUGGCCAUAGCUUUAAGGAGGCUGAGCUCUGGUGAUUCACUAAUAGCAGUGGCGGAUUCAUUCGGCACUAAUCACUCAACCGUCUCUCAACUGACAUGGCGUUUCGUGGAGGCCAUGGAAGAAAGAGGGAUUCACCACCUUCAGUGGCCUUCCACUGAGCAAGAAAUGACGAAAAUAAAAUCGAAGUUUGAGAAAAUCAGAGGCCUUCCAAAUUGUUGUGGCGCGAUCGACACCACCCACAUUACUAUGCUAUUGUCAUCAACCGAAAUGGACAGUAAUGUGUGGCUCGAUCGUGAGAAGAACCAUAGUAUGAUUUUGCAAGCAAUUGUGGACCCAGAUAUGAGGUUUCGUGAUAUAGUUACUGGAUGGCCGGGAAAAAUGGAUGAUUUCGAUGUGCUUCAGAGGUCAACUUUCUUCAAGCUUUGUGAGAAAGGAGAGAGGUUAAAUGGGAAAAAGAUGAAGCUCUCAGAAGGAACAGAACUAAGGGAAUAUAUAGUUGGUGAUUCAGGUUUUCCGAUAUUGCCUUGGCUUAUAACCCCUUUUAAAGGGAAAGAGAAUUCGGAAUCGAAGGUUGAGUUCAAUAAGCGGCAUUUCGCCACGCGUGUGGUGGCACAUAGGGCGUUGACAAGGUUGAAGGAGAUGUGGAGGAUAAUUCAAGGAGUGAUGUGGAGACCAGACAAGAAUAGGUUGCCGAGGAUUAUUCUUGUCUGUUGCAUUCUGCAUAACAUUGUGAUUGACAUGGAAGAUGAUGUUUAUGAUGAGUUAGUUUUGUCUCACCACCACGACGCCGGCUACAAACAAGAGGUUUGUAAAUUUGCUGACAAGACUGCUUUGGUUUUGAGAGAUAAUCUAUCUCUAUACGUGUCCGGAAGACUCUGAUUUUGAGCAGUGACAUUAUUGAUAAAAGAGGUUGAGACUGGACUUAAAUGUGCAAGCACGAAAAGACGAUGAAGGUAAAUUAGCCAGUCGGAUUUGGUUAAGCGAAGUCGGAUAGGAUGGUCCAUGGCUAGGUGCAACACAUGAGUUUAUAAAGAAUGGCUGAGAAAACCAGGUUGAGGGGCAGAGAUUUUCGAAUAGAACAGGAAAUUGAGUUUAUAGAAUUUAUAUAGGUGGUUUUCAUAAUUGCUGCAGAGGUUUGGACUAUAAUCUUUUUCUUUGGUGUACUGAACAUUUUGAGACUUUAUUCAUGCUUGUGAAGCAUAUGCAUUACAGGGGACGUAAGCUACAUUCAGGUUUUAGAUUUGUACUGUAAUAUUUAGAUUGUGAAAUUGCCUUUCAUUUUUCCUUUUCUUGACGUGCUUUUGUGA
Molecule: messenger RNA, 1996 nt
Organism: Rhododendron vialii
Lineage: Eukaryota; Viridiplantae; Streptophyta; Magnoliopsida; Ericales; Ericaceae
Product: protein ALP1-like
Exons: 2
Coding region: 411-1568 (385 amino acids)
Source: RefSeq, a predicted model, not a curated record